Molecule: messenger RNA, 408 nt
Organism: Schistosoma intercalatum
Lineage: Eukaryota; Metazoa; Platyhelminthes; Trematoda; Strigeidida; Schistosomatidae
Source: the annotation of a GenBank genome assembly
AUCUGGUGCGUGAACUGAUAUCUGUGAAACGUUUCAAAGGCAGUCAGUUGAAAACAUGAAACUAAUUACACUUUUGUUUUUAAUACUGUUAACAAUAUCAAAUAUUUAUGAAUCAGCUAAUGCACUGCAAAUGUAUGUCCAUGAAAAUCAGUGUAUUUCUGAUUUACAGCAGUUAAUGGAUGAAUGUGGAGAUGAAUACUUUUCAAAAUUUUAUGCAAGAGAACGUUACAAGAGACGUGAUCGAUUUCGGGGUUGAAUAGAACACAUUUGAUAUUGAAAUGCAUAUUUAUGAUAAUCAAUUCGGAUAACACAAUCUUUCACAAAUUUUAUUAGAUAUUACGUAAUACAGUUUGUGAAUAUAAAUAGUUACAUUAAUUGAAAAAAUACACAUGAAAAGUUUGAUUUCAA